Lasiosphaeria miniovina is the source of this 906-nucleotide messenger RNA. RefSeq names its product histidine phosphatase superfamily. The coding region runs from base 1 to 906 and encodes 301 amino acids. Gene Ontology annotation, molecular function: phosphatase activity. The transcript has 3 exons. The record is from RefSeq and is a predicted model, not a curated record. Lineage: Eukaryota; Fungi; Ascomycota; Sordariomycetes; Sordariales; Lasiosphaeriaceae. Gene Ontology annotation, cellular component: cytoplasm.
AUGGCUGCCAGCGCCCCCAGACUCAAGUACACGGCCGUGACCGGCUUCUUCAAGCACAGCGACGAGCCCGCCAUUCCGUCGUUUGAAUCCAUCACGCUGCCGGGCCUGGGCCUCAUUGACCGGGCCUACGAGACCGACGACACCUUUGACCCGCGGCGCGAGAAGCAGCCCUGGGAGCGCUUCGUGCACUACCUCGGCCACCUCAACAGCCAGGGCGCUACCGCCGACAAGGCUGUCGCGUACAAGCUCAUCUAUGCCGCCCGCCAUGGCGAAGGCUACCACAACGUCAUGGAGGCCAAGGUCGGCACUGUCGAGUGGGAGGCCCACUGGGCGCGCCUCGACGGCGACGGCACGACUACCUGGUCCGACGCUAGCCUGACGCCCACGGGCAUCAGCGAGGCGCGCGCUAUACAGGUCUUCUGGGCCGACGCCGCGUCUAGCUUCAAGCUGCCGCUCGCGCCGCGGCACUACGUCAGCCCGCUUGCGCGCUGUCUCGAGACGUGCGAGCUGGCCUUUGCGGGGCUAACCGUCCCCGACACGCCAGUCCCGCCGUUCAAGCCCAUCAUCAAGGAGCUCGUGCGCGAGCGGCUGGGCGUGCACACGUGCGACCGCCGACGCUCGCGGACGUGGAUCGCUGAGAACUACCCACUGUUUGCGUUCGAGGACGGCUUCGCCGAGGCCGACGAGCUGUGGAACCCCGACGUCCGCGAGACGCUGGAAGAGCACGCCGCGCGCGUCGAGGGGUUUCUCGAUAACUUGUUCGCCAACGAUAGGAGCGACAUUGUCUCGCUGACGGCGCACUCGGGUACCAUCCUGGCCCUGUACUUUGCCAUUGGCCACCCCGAGGUCAGGCUUGCGCCGGGCACGGUCGUGCCGGUCUUGAUCAAGGCCGAGGUGGUGGAGUAA